GCUGCAGUGGCAACACAUACUACGGUCUCAUUAACAUUGGGUGCUCACCGAUAAACAUUUACCUAUAAUCGUGAUACCAGAAUCCCUCCCCAAGAGUGAUUUACUCCACUGUCGUUGACUCUUUGUGAUGUUUGGCCUAAAUUUAUGUUUUGUUGUGAUCGAGGACCUUUCCUUGAUGUAUUCCGAGUUUAUAAGCACCUUUCAGGCUUCCUACACGUCCACGCUCAAAGUAAAUGUGCAAUGGAUGGUUCCUGAGCUGUUCGUAGAGCGAGAGGAUGGCUCUCAAGUUCGGCCAAGUGAGCAGAGCGACAUGUAUUCGUUUGGCGGUGUCAUGCUGCAGGUUCGUCUGGGUCAACUUUGGCCUCUCAUCGAUGACCUGAGCUCCACUUGUAGGUCCUCACCAAUAACACUUCCCUAUUAUUACCUUCGUUGAAUGACGCUGCCACCAUCUAGGCUACGCAGAAGUUGCAAACGCCCUCCUGAUCU
Suillus bovinus is the source of this 486-nucleotide messenger RNA. RefSeq lists its product as uncharacterized. Lineage: Eukaryota; Fungi; Basidiomycota; Agaricomycetes; Boletales; Suillaceae. The transcript is spliced from 2 exons. The record is from RefSeq and is a predicted model, not a curated record. Bases 128 to 433 code for a protein of 101 amino acids.